GAAUAAGCUUUUAACAAAGCCAUGAGAAGCUUAAGUUAAUGAAUGGCACCUGCGGAACGUAGCGAAUCGAACUUUCCCUGUAGUUAAGAGGGAUCAAAUUCGCUCAGGUUUGAACAUUAGCAGCUAAUAUUUUAAGUACGCAGUCGGAUCGAGAUUGUUAGAAAACGAACAGAAAGCGGUUACGGUUAGCUGUCUUCACAGACCCGCGGCAAGGCAUUUUAACUACCUAGGGAACCAACAUUGGAAGGAAAAAAGAUUCUGAAUACAUUGAUGACGCAGAUAUGGACGUCGUGAGGUACCCCGAGUUAGACUCUUUGAGGUAGCAAAAGAAAGCCCAGUGCGGGCCGGGAAGAUGCCAUUCAGAGCAUUGAAAGAACGGUAUAGCAACUACAACAACCUAUGGCUUCAGGCUUUGUUUACUUUGUUCUUACUAACUACAAGAUCAGAAACCGGUGAAAUCACUCUGGGGUUUUUACUGCCAUUUAAUGUUCCGACGAAUAAUUCUGCCGCGGUGGCGCUUACAUCAGCAAAAGACUUCGCUUCUGCGUUUCUGCUGGCUGUGGAAGCAGUCAAUGAUUCAUCAUUGCUACCCGGGAAUCGAGUAACCUUUGUUUUGAACGAUACUCAGUGCAACGAUGAUAUUUCAAUCAAGACCAUGCUCUAUCAGUUGGAGAGAGGUGUUAAGGUUAUCAUAGGACCUGGAUGUACCUGUGCGACAGAGGCGAAGUUAGCAGCAGCCGCGAAUGUCCCUAUGGUUUCGUACAUGUGCAUUGACGAAAAUCGCUCUGAUAAAGUACUUUUUCCAACAUUCGCUCGGACAGUUCCGCCAAUUAGCAGACUUUCUCCGCCGCUACUCGCACUAAUGGAGCAUUUUAGAUGGACUCGCGUUGGAAUAAUCGCUCAAACCAAUCACCGAUGGUCUCAUUGGAAAGCGUUGGAGAGCGACCUGAGAAACGGGGGCUUGGCAGUGGGCAUCAAUCUGACCCUGACGAUGGGUGUCCAUUUCAACGUCUCCAGUUUGUUACCCGAAUUUGAAGAACUUUUUGAGACAGUGGCGAAACAGUCUCGAAUCAUCAUUUUAGCUAUGGAUUACGCCUAUGCCCGCCAAGCUCUGAAUUACGCCGGAAAAAUUGGUUUAAAUGACGGUCGCUUUGCAUUCAUCAUGUUUGAGCUGGAUUUAGACUUUACUGGGAACAAGACGGGUAAUUUGUCAAAAUCAUGGGAAAGUGAUUCAAAAAACACAACUGGGACAGUCUUUGAAUCAGCUCUGUUAAUCUCUUUGAACAACAACGUAAGCAAGGAAUACUUGGCCUUCGCAGACGAUGUGAAAAAGAAAAGUUCAAAAUUCCCAUUUGACAGCCCUGCGUCUUCAGGGAACAUGCCUCCUAUACAAGCAGCCUACCUGUAUGACGCAGUUUUUCAGUACGCCGUUGCCUUGAAUAAAACUUUAACCAAUGGAGGAAAAAUUUCAGAUGGCCAGAAAAUUAUAAAGGAGAUGCUUGGACAACAAUUUGGAAGUAAAAAAGAAUAUCAAAAUAUUUAUUGAAUACUUAUCUAAGCGUUUUUUUACUGUUCAGGAAUGUUCCAGCAGGUUGGAGAGUUUGUUGUUGACAAGACAGGAAAGUACAAGCUUCUCUUGAGCAAUGACUCGAUUAUUUGGCCAAAUAAUAGUUCCGCCCCUUCCUCUGAUGUACUGCAGUGCAGGUCAUGUGACGCCAGGUGCUAUAACGAAGGAAAUUUAACGAUCGGCCUGAUUCUUCCUUACUCUGCAUCACCUGGUAGCAGUCGCGCCCUCGACGGGAAAUUCUACGCUUCUGCCAUCACUAUCGCUGUAGACAACAUCAAUAAAGAUUCCAACCUUUUGCCUGGAAUUCGCCUCAGAUUCGUAUGGGAUGACUCAGAAUGCUCGGAAGAGAAGUCAAUAAAUGCACUUAUCAGUCAAUUCGAGAGGAAAGUGGACGCUUUCAUUGGAUUCGGUUGCGAUUGUCACACGCAAGCAAGAAUGGCGGCGGCGUUAAAUUUGCCUGUUAUCUCGCAUCUCUGCACAUCAAACGCGGUUUCCGAUAAACAGCUUUAUCCAACCUUCGCACGAACCAUUUUCGGCGACAAUAGCAUUGGUCCGUCGGUGUCGGCGAUUAUGAACUAUUUUAACUGGAACCUGGUCGGAAUAAUCAGCGAGGAGGAGCACGACUGGAAACGAAGGGCAGAUUUCUUAGAGUCUUUUUUGGGUUCCGUUGGAAAAACAGUCACGAUGCACAGUAGAGUACCGUAUAUUCGUUUGUAUAAAGCAAAAGAACAUGGCGAACAAUUCAAAGAAGUUUUAAGUCAAAGCAAAAACAAAGCCAGAAUCAUUAUUCUUGCCAUGGAACAAAGACUUGUGAGAGAGGCAAUGUACUAUGCCUCUAAACUAGGAAUGAACAAUGGAGAUUACGCCUUCAUUUCUUUUGAACUGGAUCCUGUCCUAGUUCAAAGAUAUACAGCAAAACCAGCUCUUUUGUUUGAUGGCAAAUAUCCGUCAACGUGGAUGAAGUCUCUCUCCGAUCAAGAGAAAAAGGAGUUAUACGACGCGUACAAAUCGAUGUUACUCAUGGUUUUUAACACUUUGAAGAUUGAGGAGUAUGAGAAUUUUACAGUUGAAAUGAAACACAAAAUGUCUGAGCCGCCAUUCUGUAGUGAUGCUUACAAGGGAUAUCAAAUGAUUGGAGAUCUCCUGUAUCCAAAUUUUGACAGAAGGGCCCCUAUACAGACGGCUUACCUUUACGACGCGACGUAUCUGUAUGCUAUUGGAGUUAAUAAGACAAUUUCUGAAGGAAAGAACGCUACUGAUGGUAGAGCAGUGAUGAGUGUUCUAUAUGGCAAAUCAUAUUCCAGCAUUCUUGGCUAUGAUAUAUUUCUCAAUAAAAACGGAGAUGUGCAACACAAUCUCACAGUAAUGGACUUCAAUGAAAACUACGAGGAGCCAAGAUUUGAAAACAGAGGAAUGUUUAAAGUAGAGGAUGAUAAAAACAACACAAUUUCUUUCGACCUGUAUCCGAACGCCACCAUUUCGUGGAUCAAUGACAAAGCUCCUGUUGAUGCUCCAGAAUGUGGUUUUGAAAAUGAGAAAUGUCCCGUGGAGGUGAAAAAAAAGCUAUCGGUGGCGGAGAUAGUUUCCAUUUGUCUUGGUGUCAUGGUGGUAGUCAUUCUGAUUGCUGGAGCCAUCAUUUACAGAAAACAGAAACUUGAGAAAGAACUCGCGAGCAAUUCUUGGCGAGUGAGCUAUCAGGAAAUUUCUCUAAGAACAAGACAACCAGGAUCUCUACGCAGCCAGGUUAGCUUGGUUUCCACUGAGAGCUUUGAUAACCUCAAUCAACGCCAACUCUUCACACUCGUCGGCUCUUGGAGGGGCAAUACAGUCGCUAUAAAGAAAGUCAGCAAGAAAAACUUGGAACUGAACAGGGAGGUCAGAAUGGAGCUCAAGCAGAUGCGCGAUGUCCAUCAUGACAAUUUGGCACAGUUCAUGGGCGCAUGCGUAGACAUCCCCAACAUCUGCAUCUUGUUCCAGUAUGGACCAAAAGGAAGCUUACAGGACAUUCUUGAAAACGAAGACGUGAAAUUGGACACCAUGUUUGUGACGUCAUUGGUGACAGACGUUGUGAAGGGAAUGGCUUAUUUGCACAGCACAGACAUAAAGUCACACGGGGAUCUGAAGUCGUCAAACUGUGUAGUGGAUGGCCGCUGGGUCCUGAAGAUUACUGAUUAUGGGCUCACAAAGUUCAAGGCAAAUCAAGCUGAAAGAGAUGAAGGAGAUUACGCAAAGUUCUACCGUUUGAUGUGGACUGCACCUGAACUUCUGCGCGCGGGCAAAGGUCAACACGGUAGAGGCACUCAAAAAGGAGAUGUGUACAGCUUCGCUAUCAUUUGUCAGGAGCUGCUGACUCGUUCAGGGCCUUUUGAUAUGUCUUAUUAUCACAUUGAACCAAAAGAAAUUAUCCAGAGAGUCAUGAUACAUGAGAACCCACCUUUUCGUCCGAAGCUCAGUAACAUUGGGAAGGAAUGCGAAGUCCCUGGUUUGAUACAAAUGACGGAAAAAUGCUGGAACGAACAACCCGAAGCCAGACCUGAAUUUGAAGAUUUGAAGAGACAAAUCCGAAAAAUGUCUGUUGGAAGGCAAACAAACAUAAUGGAUAACAUGGUGAACAUGUUGGAAAAAUAUGCAAACAACUUGGAAAGCUUAGUGGAGGAAAGAACAUCGCAGCUGGCCGAUGAAAAACGAAAAACUGAGAAUCUCCUGCACAGAAUGCUUCCUCCACCUGUCGCACGUGACCUUGUUAAUGGAAAGACUAUAGUGCCGGAAAAAUUCGAUGAAGUAUCAAUUUUCUUUAGCGAUAUCGUCGGUUUUACGUCGUUAUCUUCGGAGAGCACCCCUUUUCAGGUUGUGGAACUUUUAAAUGAUUUGUAUACUUUGUUUGAUGACAUCAUCAGUAAUUACGACGUGUACAAGGUGGAGACAAUUGGUGACGCUUAUAUGGUGGUUUCAGGACUGCCAAUCCGGAAUGGUCAUCAACACGCCGGGGAAAUAGCAAGCGUGGCUCUGCACAUGCGUAAAGAGAUAUAUAAUUUUAAAAUACAUCACAGGCCUCGUGAACAGUUAAAGCUCAGGAUAGGAAUUCACAGUGGACCUGUUGUUGCGGGUGUGGUCGGUAACACUAUGCCUCGUUACUGUUUGUUUGGUGAUACAGUAAACACUGCCUCUAGAAUGGAAUCCAAUGGAGAAGCUCUUAAGAUUCAUAUCAGUCCGGACGCCAAGAAUCUUCUGGAAUCUCUUGGUGGUUAUCACAUUGAAAGGAGAGGAGAAGUAUUUUUAAAGGGUAAAGGUACGUGGACAACAUUCUGGCUCGAAGGAUCUGCUACGCCAUUGAGAACGCAUCAUCAUGGACUGAAUAAAGAAAAGCAUACGGCGCCGCUGGUACACAAACAGGAUGAAAAAAACGGCUGGAAAUUAGUGAAGGAUUUACUGCCAAAACUUGCAAAGCAGUCUAAAAACGGAACACUCCCCUCUAUCGAACCGUCUCCUUUGCCCAAGCGUUGCGUCCAGCUGCCGCCAAUAACAUCAUGAGCUUUCAUCAACGACAAUUUGCAGAUAGUCUCUCACGGUCUUUGCAACGAUUUGCCGACGCAGUCCUCUGCUUGUCAGUUCAUUAAUUAUAUUUACAGGAUGUUCAAGGCGGAACUUAGUAAGUAAGAUAAUAUAUAUUUGUUUGGUAGGCGGCUCAGGAUGUCUGGAAGCGAUGCUGGAAUGGACUAAUUCAUGUAUCUCUAAAUGGCGCUACACAUGGCCAUUUGCGAAAGAGAGAUAUAUUUAUUACAACUGACAAUUUCUUUGAAAACAUUCAACAUGUAAAAAGCCGACAUGUACUUUAUUCGGCUCAGAUGUCACGAACAUGACAUAUACACUUAAGAUUGUUACCAUGAAAAUGAAAUAGUGGUAAACUGAUAUUUUAAAAUAAUCGAGAUUACUCUAGGCAUGAGGGUGACUGCUGAAUGCUUCAUGCUACACAUCAAACGACGGAAACAACUGGGAAAAAUUCAAAAUGCUCUGUGUGUUUUUUUUUCUCUUCGGGAUCCUUAUAUCAUUCGAGAAAAUUCUUAUCAUACUCAGUCAUCAAGGAUCGGCUAAUGUUUACCGUUCAUCAGAGUCUCGUCGAUACACGCAUAAAAAAUAAA
This is a messenger RNA of Pocillopora damicornis (cauliflower coral), 5706 nucleotides long. RefSeq names its product atrial natriuretic peptide receptor 1-like. Gene Ontology annotation, molecular function: protein kinase activity; ATP binding; peptide receptor activity. Gene Ontology annotation, biological process: protein phosphorylation; receptor guanylyl cyclase signaling pathway; cGMP biosynthetic process. Gene Ontology annotation, cellular component: plasma membrane. The record is from RefSeq and is a predicted model, not a curated record. NCBI's taxonomy places the organism in Eukaryota, Metazoa, Cnidaria, Anthozoa, Scleractinia, Pocilloporidae.